Messenger RNA from Arachis stenosperma, 1692 nucleotides. RefSeq lists its product as uncharacterized. The coding region runs from base 1 to 1692 and encodes 563 amino acids. Gene Ontology annotation, biological process: DNA integration. The record is from RefSeq and is a predicted model, not a curated record. Gene Ontology annotation, molecular function: RNA-DNA hybrid ribonuclease activity; nucleic acid binding. NCBI's taxonomy places the organism in Eukaryota, Viridiplantae, Streptophyta, Magnoliopsida, Fabales, Fabaceae. The transcript has a single exon.
AUGAAGAGCCCAGGCUGUGUCAAAGACGUCCAGAGACUGGCAGGAAGGCUCACCGCGCUGUCUCGCUUCCUCGGAGCAUCGAUGACAAAAGCUCUACCCUUUUUCAAUCUGAUGAGAAAAGGGAUAGCGUUCGAAUGGACCCCUGCGUGCGAGGAGGCGUUCAAUCACUUCAAAGAGAUCCUGGCGACACCUUCCGUACUCGGGAAGCCCAAGGUCGGAGAACCACUCUACCUGUACCUGGCCAUAACGGAGGAGGCUCAGCAGCCAAUUUACUUUGUGAGUAGAGCGCUACAAGGAGCAGAACCGCGGUAUAGAAAACUGGAGAAGUUGGCACUGGCACUCUUGACCUCUUCUCGCAGACUAAGGCAGUACUUCCAAGGCCAUCAGAUCGCCGUGAGGACGGAUCAGGGAAUCCGUCAAGUACUCCAAAAACUCGAUUUAGCGGGAAGAAUGAUUACUUGGGCCAUUGAGUUCUCCCAGUACGACCUACGGUAUGAGCCCCGGCAUGCGAUUAAGGCACAAGCAAUAGCCGAUUUCUUGGUAGAAGUAACGAGGGACCCAACCGAGGAAACGGGCAUACGGUGGAGGCUCCAUGUAGAUGGGGCCUCCAACCAAAAGUCCGGAGGAGCCAGGAUCAUCUUGGAAAGUCCUACCGGGGUCAUAUACGAGCAAUCGAUCAAGUUUGAGUUCCCGAUAUCAAACAAUCAAGCCGAAUACGAAGCCCUCUUGGGAGGCCUGACCCUAGCUCGUGAAGUCGGGGCGUCGAGGAUGGAGGUGUGCAGCAACUCGCAGGUCGUCACUUCGCAAGUAAACGGAAGCUACCAAGUCAGAGACUUGCUGUUGCAAAAGUGCUUGGAAAAGGUUAGAGAAUUGAGCAACCAGUUUGAGGAGAUCACGAUCCAACAUCUCCCAAGAGAAAGGAACACACGGGUAAACCUCUUAUCUAAGCUAGCAAGCACAAAACCGGGAGUAAGCAACCGAUCACUCAUCCAAGGCAUGCUAAAGGAACCAGCAGUUGCCCUCCACUUGACAAAGAUAGGCCUCUCUUGGUUGGACCCUAUCGUCGAUUUUCUGGAAAGCAGCAAACUCCCUGAUGACGAGAAAGCAGCAAAAGCGUUGAGAAGGAAGGCAACCAAAUAUGCGACUAUACAGGGACAACUGUUUAAAAAGGGACUCAGCCAACCCCUGCUAAAGUGCCUACACCCCGAACAGAUGGAUUACGUACUCAGAAAAGUCCAUGAAAAGUGCUGCGGCCACCAUAUCGGGGGCAAAGCCCUAGCAAGAAAGCUCAUCCGAGCUGGAUACUACUGGCCAUCGAUGAUGGAAGAUUCCAAAGAAUUUGUGAAGAAAUGUGCCAAGUGGCAGGAGAACGCCAACUUCCAUAGAACACUCGCUUCCAAACUAAGCCUACUGACAUCCUCCCAACCCUUCUCACAAUGGGGAGUCGACCUCUUGGGACCCUUCCCGGUUAGCUCAGGACAAGUCAAAUACCUCAUAGUUGCCAUCGACUACUACACCAAAUGGAUAGAGGCCGAGCCACUGGCUAGCAUAUCCUCAUCCAAUUGUAGAAAGUUCAUGUGGAGGCAAGUGAUAACUCGAUUCGGCAUCCCAGAAGUCGUCAUCUCAGACAACGAGACGCAAUUCACUGACAAGAAGUUCAUAGAACUCCUCAACGGCCUGGGCAUAAAAUAG